AUGUAUACAUGGCGGAAAAUCAAACCGCUGGACCAUAACUUUUUUACUGUGUCAGUUAAUUAAGAAAUAAUUUAAAAACCUGGUUUCAGUCAUGUUAUAUUGUAUACUUGAAGGAUCGCAUUUAUUAUAAGACCACGUUACUCAUUAUGAUGGACUCCACUACAGGGGAAGAUCCAACUCUUCCCAUUAAUUUUGACGAAAGUACCAACAUGUCAAGAUUACCAGAUGUAACAGCAGGUCCUGACAUCAACAUGUCAAACUUUGGUGAACAUUUCCCAGAAUCCAACGGUGUUCCAGCCCUCCAAAAGAUAGGUAGUGGUCGCUUAUCACCUGUUAGAACACACACCAUGAAGGACUAUGAACAGCAAAUUUCAGAGCUAAAGAAAGAGAAUUUCAGUCUUAAACUUAGGAUCUAUUUCAUGGAAGAACGACUUCAACAAAAUUUUAAUGAUGAUGCAAAAACAAAUAUUGAAUUGAGAGUUGAAGUAGAGAGUUUGAAAAAUGAUUUAAGAGAGAAACAACAGCUAUUAAUAAAAGCCUCAAAUGCUGUUGAAAGCUUAGCACAUGAAAAGGAUUCUAUUGUCGAAAAGCUCACAAAAGAGAAGAACCAAAAAGCCCAGAUGAAUGGUAAUCAAUUGCAAGAAGAAUUGAGAAAAGUGAAGGAUGAAGCUGGAGCUUUGAAAUCAGCCAAUGAACAACUCCAGGAGAAGCUGGAGGAAGCUGAAUUGCUGCAGCAAAGGUUGUCAGGCAACCUCCAAGAUAAGAGCCUUCAAACACAAGCUGCUUUGGAUAAUAAUAAAGAAUCAUUAGCUGAAAAAGACAGAAUAAUCAACCAGUUAAACCAGGCAUUGAAAAGCAAAGAUGAUGUCAUUGACCAAAUGGACAAAGAGAAAGCAAAGGCACACGCAGAACUGAAACCGAAAGAAGAUGAACUAAGAGAGUUACGGCAACAAUGCGUUGAAAGAGAGGAAGAAAUUCAGGCCCUAAAGGAUGAUAUGGAAAGGGAGAAAUCUGACAAAGAUGUCACAAAAAUCCAUUACAAGGAACUGUACCUUGAACAAGAGAAGCGUCUUAUGGACUUAGAAGCAGCUACAGAGUCUAUGCAAGAUAAAUUGAAGGAUAAGGACAAAGCCAUCAAGGAUAUGCAGAAUAAAUUGAAGAAAGCUCAGCAAGAAGUCAAGGAUGGAAUGAAUAAGCUGAGGGAGAAUGAACGUCAGCUUCAACAGCAGGAGAGCAAUGUUAACAAACGAGACCGUGCGAUCCAAGGCUUGACUGAAGCUGUUCAAAACAAGGAUGAAGAGAUUAAACACCUCUGUGAUCAAAUUGAAGAUCAAGAAGAUGCCUUAGCAAAAGCAAGAGAAAAAUUACACAAAGCAGAGAGAAGUAAACAUGAGGGUUUGGAAAACAAUCAAAGUACCAUCUCAGAUCUAGAAACCAAGGUAGCUGAAAUGCGUGGCAGUCUACGAGCGAAGGAUCUUGAAAACGACAGACUGCAGAAAGCCUUGGUCAGGCGACAAGAGGAAAUCGCUAGUCUGCGAGAAGAACAAGGAAGUGGAGAUUCACAGAUGGAGAAACUGCUAGCCAAUAAAGACAAAGCAAUCCAGGAUUUGAAAGACCAACUUCAAGAUGCCAGAGACCAAAUGUCUGGAAGGGUUGGUUCAAUGGAACAGCACUACCAAGACCUGCUGGAUGAUGCCCAACAACAGAUCCAGAAUAAAGAGCGUGCCAACCAGAGACUGACAGAUGCUCUGCAGAAGAAAGACCAGGUUAUCAAGGAGUAUGUGGACUUUGCCAAGUCUGCAAAGACAUCCCCUGCAGAUGCAAAGGAAAGCAAAGAUAAAACUGUGGAUAGGUUGAAGGAAAUCUUACAACAAAGAGACAAAGAAUUAGAGGAUGCAUUGGAGGAAAAGUUCAUAGCAUUACAAGCUAAAGAAGAUGAGAUUCGCCAAAUAAGGCAAGCACUGAGGGAGCGAGAUAAAGAGAUGGAACGGUUAAAUAAUGACCUUCUCCAUGAUAAUGAUAGAAUUAACGGGCUGGAAAGUGAGUUGAAAGAGAAGGAAGCUAAGAGUCGACAACUUGCUAACUCAUUGAAAGCAAAGAAUGAUUCUAUGAAUAAUGCUGAAGAAGGCCACCAGCGAGCGAUAUCCGAAAAAGACAGCAUCAUACGUAAACUACAACAUGCUCUAGCUGAUAAAGACAGACUAUCAGAAGAAAUAAGCAGUUUAGGGAGCGGAUCUCCAAGAGAAGAAGAAAGCAAUGCCAUCAUAAGACAGCUAAGUCAGAGGCUUAGAAAUAAAGACAAGAUGAUGGAGGAAAUGAUGUCUGAAAGAGCAGAAGCUGCUGAAGCAAAUGAUAAAGCAACCCAAGACCUGCUGGCCAGCCUACAGGACAAAGACAAGCAAGUCAAGGCACUGCAUGACCGCCACAAUAAACUAAUUGCGGAUAAAAAUGAAAUUAUCAAAGCUUUGCAGCGGGAAAUUGCUAAUAAAGAUAUGGAUAUCCAGUCUGUUGAAGAUACCUUGACACGGUCCCAGCAAGAUCAGAGCAUUUUACUUGGCAAGAUGCGUGCUGCUAUGGCGGAGAAGGAUAAAACCAUUGAAAAACUGGUAAAGAGUGGUCAAGAGAAAGACAGGCUCUUCCAAGAUAUGCAAAGGUCUACACCUCCCCCUGUUAUGGGUCCAGACUUGAAUGCAAUGAAGAAUGAGAUUGGUCGACUGAGACGCGAGAUCAAGGCAAGAGAUGCUGCCUUGAAUGAGCUAAGAGCCAACUCUGUUAGUAAAGAUCACUUGCAGGCCUUAGAGAAUGACCUGGAUACCAAGAAUGACUUGCUACUCAAGGCAAGAGAAACAAUUAAUGCUCUUCAGCAGAACCAAAAGGAUGACAGGCAAGCUAAACUAGAAACUGCUAAAUUACGUCGUAAAGUUAUUGAGCUUGAAAGUGAGCUUGAAGCAAAGCAAGACAAUAUUGACGCCCUGGUGCAUGCUGGGAAGGUCAAGGACAACAUUAUUCAGGAGCUCCGUCUUCAACAACCUAAGCAUAUGACUUCCUCACAUGAUACUAUUGUCGUAGGAAGUGAGCCAAACGAUCAGCUUUACCAAGCAUUAGCAGCCCAGGUACGAGAGAUGGAGAAUUUGAAUAAAGCAUUGCAGGCUGAGAGGCAGUUAUAUGUGAAUAUUACACACAACGGCGAUUCCAAGAACACAACACAUAAUGAUGCAUUUGAGUUUGAAUUAGCUGCUGUGCAGUCACUCAGAAAACAACUUGAGCAGGCGCUCAAGCGGAACAACCGAAUGCGAGAGAACUUAGAGAGGCAAAUUAGCUCACAGACUUUAAGUGAUUUGGAAAGUGAAAGUACUAAUAAUGAUAAUGAAGUGCAGGCACUGAGAGAUAGAUUGGAAGAAAGUCAGCGAUGGAAUGCAGAUCUUCAGUCUCGUGUAAAUGAACUGCAGCAGAGGGGAGGUGGUGUUGGCAGUGAUGCUGACUCUGAAGUUGUCAGAGUCAGUAAUGCACAACCUCAACCUUUCUCAAGACCUCCACCAGAUGAGGAAAUCAUUAGUGCCCAUAAUGUCGAUGUUAUGUCACCAAAAGAACUGAAAGAUGAGGUGAUGAGACUCCAGUUGCAGCUUCUAGAGGCAAACAGGAGAAGUUUGGAUGAUGAUCUUAGGAGUAUACCAGGACAAGAAGAAACAUUGCCAGGGACAGCUCAACAAGCUAAGAAAGAAAUCGAGGAACUUAAAGAGAAGAACAGAGAAUUAGAGCAACAGGUCAAGGUUUUAGAACAACAGCUUGCUUCUACUCCCGGUAGAGGUGAUGGUGUAGAUGAAACAGAAAGUCAUGUGAUUCCAGUUCUUAAGCAACAGCUUGACCAAGCUAAAUCACUUUUGCAAGACAAAGACACACUCUUACAAGAAAAGGAGCAGCAGAACCAAGCUCUGCGACAUCACCUUGGAAUUGGGCCAGAAUCUCCUAUACAACCAGGAAGAAAUGUCAUGGCAACUCUUCAGAGAGAAAAUGCGCAGUUGGCAUCACAGCUUCAUAAGGCUCAACACCAGAAAAAGGAUCUCCAAGAUGAAAUGGAAGGGCUAGAAUCACAGCUCAGGGAAGCAGAAAAAAUUAGCAGUGCAAUGCAGAAGCAACUAAAAACCACCACUGAAAAUAUGGAAUCCGCAAGCCUUGUGCCAAUUUUGAAGCAACAACUGGGUCAAGCCAAAGAAGUUAUUCAGGAAAGAGAAAGCCAGAAUAAAGCCCUUCAGCAGGCUUUGAAAAAGAGAUCUCAAGAUAAGAACCGAUUAGGACAAAUGGAAGCUGAAAAUGAUCAGUUAAAGGCACAGCUUGUUAGUUAUAACAAUGAACUACAAAAAAUGAAAUCACAGUUUCAGGCAUUGGAGAAAGAAUUGGAAGAAGUUGAAAAUUCUAGGCCCCCACCUAGUGCUCAUGCUGAAAUAGAAAGGUUGCAGAAACAAUUGAGAAAUGCUGAGAAUCUUAAUGAACUUCUGAAGAGACAUAUUGAUCUUAAUAGUUUGAGUGAAGGAGAUCAACCAAGCUUUAAUCCAGAGCUCAUUGUUGAAAUGGCAAAAGAAAUUGAAAGACUCAAAGACACUUUAGAUGAAGCUCAGCAAGAAUUAUCAACAGAUUCACCACUAAAGACUCGAGUUGGCAAAAGAGUAAAAACCUUGGAUGACACGGCUUAUGGAGCUCUCACUAAGCAGUUGGAGCAAGCUCACAAUGAUCUGCAUGACUUGAAAAAACGGUACAAACAACUGAACUCAAAAUUACAAGCCACAGAGGGUACUGUCAGACAGCAAUCAGACCGCAUCAAACGUUACCGUACUGAAAUGCAAAAUGCUGGUCUCCAACCACCAAGAACACCUAAGAGAUAUCAUAGUGACUCCAACUUAUUGAGAGCACACUUUGACCAAAUGGGUCAUAAAUUAUCCAGUGCCAGUUUGUUAUCGCCAGAUGAUCGAUCUGGUUCUGCCAGCCCAUCUCCUGAAUAUAGUCUCAUGGCUGAUAUUCCUUUAAGUGAGUUUGGUCAGACUAAUGAUAUUGGGGAACUCAAAAGUCAAGUUGACACACUUAAGCUUCAUCUGCAGCGUAGUCGCAGAGCUCUUCGUAGUCUGCAGAACAGGUUGCGCAGUCGUAGCAAUACAUCAAGCCCAACACGUUCUACAAGUCCAAGUAGGACAGACAGCAUCGGUGAUGGUAGUGGUACAUGGUUUGAACUUGUUGCGAAUCAGCAAGCCUUUGAAAAACUUCAGCAAGAGGUUGAAAAUCUAAGAGAACAGGUUGAGGAGGCAAACAAUGUUAACAUGACAUUACAAGAACACAAUAAUGAUCUGAUGGAGAAGGUUCGUUCCAACAUUCCAGUGCCUCCUGGUCUUCUAGCUCACAAUGAACAACUAAUCAAAGAAAAUGAGGCCGAGAUUGCAUUGCUUAAGCAGCAGUUAGAAGAUUCACGACAACUCUGUGCCACCCUUCGUGAAAUGAUUGAUGAUACUUUGUCUGCUAUGGAAGAGAUUUCUAGGAGGAUGGAGGAUGAGAAGGAGAAUUCUCCUAGUGAGGUUGAGAAGACACGACAGAAGAUGAAGAAGAGCAAAAUUGUAGCAGAAGAUUUACAGAAAGUUUUAGAAGAACAUAAAAAAAGGUCAGGAGAUUCAUCAGGACAGAUGGCAAGUGACAUUCUGGAAAACAGGAGGAAGGAUGGUGAGAUACGUCAAUUGAAAAUGGAAAUCAAACAGAGGAAAGAAAUCAAUAAAAAAUUAAGAGACAUAUUGGGAGAGAAUAAAAAAUCAGCAGAAGAGACUAGACAUGAACUUGAAAGACUUGCAAAAGAAGUCCAGGAGAAGAAUGAGACUCUCACAAACCUACGCCGUCAAGUACGCCAUCUACAAGCCAUGGGUAGCUUCUCUCCAAACAGUCACAUGAUCUCUGAGACAGAGGAUACAUCAUCUAUGCAAUUCCAGACAACAGCUAACACAGACUCCAUGCUUCCUGAAGAGGAUGCAGAUGCUACUGACACAGAGUCAGAACUUCCUUUUGACAGUAGCCGCCAGCAAGUUGUUGGAAUAGCAGCUGCAAAGGAACGUGUAUCCAGUGGAGGAGAAAGCCAGGACACUGUCAGGGACCGAUUUGAACAAUUUAGUGACCCAAUUGAUCAGAGUCAGAGGUACAACCUUCCAAAAGUGACCCCUGCAUCGAGAUUGAAAAGGGGCCAGACUAUUGGUAGAACGAAAACUGGGGAUGAUGAAAGUUCGGAAGCUGCAGUCCAGACACGAGUUACUUGGGCCAAUAAGGAUCCUACUGCUCGUUCUACACAGACUUUUCAACAAUCAAACGUACAACCAGAGUUGGUGCGUAUUCAAGCAAAACUACGCCAGAGUGAAAAACAAGUGGAAUCUCUUAAGUCAGAACUGGAUCUGUAUAAACAUCUACUUGCGGAUUCUCCAAAGGUCUCUGGCAGCAGUGAUAGUGCAAUCCUUAAAGAACAUCUUGAAGAAAUCAGAGCUUUGCGUAAGCGUCUUGAGGAGUCGAUUAAUGUGAAUGACAGGUUGCAAGAACAACUUGAAGCUAAGCUGGCAGAGUUGAGCAAUGGGGGAGGAGACACCAGUGUAAUCAUUUAUCAAAGCAACUUGGAGCUGACUGAAGAGAACAAGUUACUCAAAGAACGUUUACAUGAGAAAGACUUAAAAUUCCAGGAACUUGUUGAAGAACUCAAAAAGAACAAGAGACAUUUACAAAAGUUAAAAGCACAGAAUCAGCAACUGUCUGAACAACUUCAGGAGAAUGUUGACCUUGUGGGCUCUCUCAAAUUUGAACUGAAUGUCCUCGAACAACUACAGCAGAGAGAUGCCAAGAGCUCAUCUACCAGUCCCGGUUAUAUCCACAUCAAAGAUGCCUCUGGUCUGGAUCUUUCGGAGCUACUUCACGAAAUCCGCCGUUUGCGUGUCCAAUUAGAGCGUAGCAUCGAGACAAAUAAUGCCCUGAGGCAGAAGCUGGAGGAACUGAUGAGUGACAAGUGGUCACCAAACAGUAAAACAUCCACCACGACAAUAACAAUCAACAGUAAGGAUAAAAAACGGAGGGAGGAAUUGCAUUUAGAGGAUCUGUAUAGGGACAGUCGACAGAAUGUGUCAAGGCAAUUAUUUAACGGAGAAAGGGAAAGUACUAAGACUGGAUCUCCAGUAAAAUCCAGGGAUACACUCAGGGACACCAACCCAUCAUUUGUUCAUCAAUCCAGUUCAACUUCCAAACGAACACAGUACAGAUCAACAGAUGACCUUAUGGAUCAGAGGUCAAGUCCACGUCAGCGUGAUGCAGGAGUUGGCAGCUCACAACCAAGAUCAUUUCACAUGCAAACGUUUGACGCAGACAUUCCAUAUGAUUCAACGUUAUACAGUUCAGAUGAAUUGGCUCCCGGUCAAGGGAGAAACUUGGAAAAGAUGUAUGCCAUUGGUACUUUGCCAACUUACGAGUCCUUAAGAGCAUUUUUAAAUGAAUCAUGUGGUGCAUUGAAUGCCCUUGAGGUUCACUUAAAGGAAAAGAUGGCUAAGGGCGGAAUGGGAAAACAGCCCUCUGUAUCAGGAUGGUCACAUAGUACACAGGCUCUCCGCAGACAUCUGGAAGAAUGUGCCCAUUACCUGUCUUUAUUCUGGACUGCGAGUAUACCACCAAAAGAUGAGCUUAGCAGGUUGCGUAGGAGACUAGCUUACCAAGAUAAAGUGAUGAAGUCGACAUUGAAGUCAUUAGAAUCCACAAAUCGAAUGAAGGAAGGAAUGGAAGCUGCCAUCUACAACCAACUGACCAAGACACAUGAUGUUCUGAAACAGGCUCGUGGUAACCUAGAGACAAGGACAUUUGAGGCUGAUGCUAAUGGUAUUAUGUGUUCUCACAGUAGCAACCAUUGAAUUACAAAGACACUAUAAACAAAAUAAACCUGGAAAGAGGAAUUUACUAUGACUGAGGAAAGUUUUAUGAAUGCAGAAUUGAACAAGAAAGAGGAAUGAACAAAUAAAAUGGACUACAAAUACCUUGAGAAUCCCACCAACGAAAAAUGUAGAUAAAGCUAUGAAUCAAUGCCCUUUAAUUACUGCUGAUCCCUGUUAUGAUCAAGUGGAGAAUGUAAAGUUUUUAGAUUUUUUUGGCAAAGUGGUGAAUGUAUUUUAAAUAAUCAUUAUUUUUAAUUGUGGAUUAUAUAUUAAUGCACGCUGUUUAACUAUUUGACUACAAUUACCAACAUCUUGCAUUUUCACUGCUGUUUACUUAAUGAAUGAAUCUCUAAAUGAAUUACUUGAUUGUUCAAAACCUGUGGCAGAGCCGAGGAUUAGUGAAUUUAGCCCUCUCUACUCCAUCAACAGUAAAAAAAAAAAAAAAAUUCACAUUUUUGCCACUAUGCCAAAAAUAUGGAAUAUUUGUAAAAAUGUAAAAAUAAUGUCAAUAGCAAAUGGUGCAAAAAUUACAUAUAAUGCUGAAUUUAAAACUCGAUGGGCUUGCAAAUGUUUUAAAAUGAAUGUCCUGUAAUUAUAAAUUUUAAUGAUAAUGUUCCUUCAAAAAAUUAUGCCCACCAUCACAAGACAUAUUAUUUUUAAUAUUGUUAUUGAUAUUAUUAUUGUCUUUAUUUAUAUUAUAAUUCUUUUUGUUAAUAUGUAUGUGUAUGUUAGACAUGUUCAAUGAACUGAAUGCUUGAGAAUAAAAGCUAGGGUGGGUGUUGUACCUAUAACCUCCAGAAUUACUAGUCUGGUAUCAGGCCGCUUGAUAAACUACUCUAGAUUACAGUACAGUACUCUUAGUAUUUAUUUUGUUUAAUUAUUAUAAUAAACACCUGUAAAUAUAUUAGUCGCCUCUUUGCCUUUCCUUGAUCAUGCUGUUGCAUUCCAAAUUGUGAUUAUCUCAAAAUUAUUUCCUAGUUUUCACUGUUUGUGGCCAACUUUAAGGAUUAUAACCAAGCAAUUGCUCUAUUUGUUCAGAUUGGAAAGUAAUAGUCAAGGUUUAACAAUUACUUGUGCAAUGCAACACUAAAAGUCUACUGUUCAUUGACAAAAUUAAACAACAAAAUGAGACAAUAAUGACGAAAUAAGGUUUUCUGCAAAAUUCAUAACCCAACUAAAAGUAUUGAACUUUGUGUUGUGGGAAGGUUUCUGUCAAAUUGAAAUACUGUACAAUUUUUAUGUUUGUGAUGCAAAGUUUUAUAAAAAUGGUAGCUAAUUUUUCUUUGCUAUUUUAUUGGUAUAAUUUUAGCCUUAAGUAUUGCUUGGUAUUAGUAAUAUAUAAUUUAAUACAUUUAGCACCAUGCUGUAAGAUUUUGAUGAUUACAUUGAUAUUUUAUACGGUGGCAGCACUAGCGGGGCAGGGGGGCUUCCCAUCGGACAUGUCAAGUCCCCUCACCGGCCGAGCUUGUGGGGCCCAAAAAAAAAAAUUGUAAAAUAACUCUACACCAAGCCAAAACAUGUCUUUCAGACGUACAGUGCCAUUUCCAGCCAUCCAGAGGUCCCUAUUUAAAAAAAAAUCUCAUUUGGAAGGGGGACACCACCUCCCAAACCCUCCCCCUCCUCAGGCAUACAAGCUCAAGCUUCCCUGUCGGACAGCUUAGCCCUCAGAAAAUGCACCCUAGAGCCAUCACUUAUAUCCUUGAAUCAUUAGUUAUUUUCAUAUUUUGUUAUAUUAAUAUUUAGAGUAUGAAUAUAACAAUCUGAAAUAUAUGCAUGUAUGCCAUAGUCCAGUUCUGUGUAUGUGGAAUAUGCUAUCUUGUUUUUUUAGUUUUACACAAUCUUCAUUUUUUUUUUAUCAAGACUUUAUCUUAAUUUAUAACUUAAUUGUAUAUUUGCUGCUAUCAUUGUUUUUUUACUUAAACUAUUCACUUGGUUUAUUAAUUUUAAGACCGUUAACAUUUUGUUUUAUAGGUGUUGGAAUUUUUAGUUAUACAAUUUAGCAAGUACAGUACAUAGCUCCCAAUAAAAUGAUUUGGUAUACCAGGAGAAUCCACAUCUAGAUCCCAAAACUCCCAAUCUUUAAAAUAUGUUUUUCAUAUAUAUGACUUCUCUUGAAAAUUACACUAAAACAUUUAAUUUUUGAGAUUUAUAAAACUGUAUUCUUGAUUCUUGGAUUCUCCCGGCCAUACCAUGUGGUUUGGGUAUGCAGAUGAUUGAUUUUAUAGUGCAAAUAGUGGUGUAAUAGAAUUUCGUCUUAGGUGGAAUAUUGAAGUCUAAGUCACUUUAGUCAACAAAAUAAUAAAUCUGUAUAUUUUUGCAAUUCAAGUGAUUUUUUAGCAAUGAAGUAAAGAAAGAUGCUUACAAAA
Messenger RNA from Anneissia japonica, 10291 nucleotides. Its product is annotated as myomegalin-like. Bases 147 to 7904 code for a protein of 2585 amino acids. The record is from RefSeq and is a predicted model, not a curated record. Lineage: Eukaryota; Metazoa; Echinodermata; Crinoidea; Comatulida; Comatulidae. The transcript has 38 exons. Gene Ontology annotation, cellular component: microtubule organizing center.